UGGUGCGGGAUAUGUUGGCGAAUGCAUAUCUACGCGGAAAAUAUAGAUUCCCCAGCUUUCAUGCUGUUACUGUGGCAUGGACCUAAUCUGAUGUUUGUCGUUGAUGAAUUCCACACAUCUGAGCUCAUUCUGAGAAUUGCUACGACAGUUUACUGUGAGAACAUGCAGUCAAUAGUUCCUAUAACAAAUAGAUUGCUACCUUUUUCGAUAAUCACUGUUGACAUGUGCCUUGAUGAAGUAGGAAAUCUCGACAGCAACAAAAGCAUUUUCGCAAACUAGGUUAUGGUCAGACCCCAAGUCUGCCAUUUUCACUACUAAAAGUAGUGAUUAUUUCUGCACUGGUUGGUCGCUAACGACUAGUGUACGAUAGUUGUUAGCAUGGUUCCUGGUUAGGUGAAUGGCUCUGCAUGCCAUUGCUCGCCGUGACUGUGUUUGGACAGCAGGCUCACACAAGACCUUGCUAGUGGAAUACGUUCGUCUUUUUCGGUGCAUUAAGCUACGGGAGGCCCACAUGUCGGUGUAAAUAGCGGCACAGCUAUAGUUACUAUAGCCGAGCAAACCUUCGCUAGUCCUUUGGAGCAAAAGGCAGAGCUGAAAUGUUCUCGUGAUGGCUCUUUACGUCUGCAUAAUAAGCUUUAUUUCCUUCAACUUAGUCAAAGAUUUCGGCAGACAUCUUUUAUGGCCGAGUGCUGUUUACUGUGAGCUUAUGUCAAGUGUGCCGAUGAUAUCGCUAGUGCAAUACAGUAGCGGAUAAGGUUUUACUACAUGUUGUACUUCCUGAUAAUGCCUGCCACUUUAACAUGUAUAGAGACAUUAUCAUAUGUCAUAGAAGCGGAUUGGCUAGCUAAUGCGAUAUAUGCGGUGGUGCAGACGGUGGCGUUCAUUGUGAGUGAUUCAGAUCCAAGUGGAGGUAUAAUCAGUGCUUUCGCGAGUGUGAUAUUACCCAAUAAAGCAAAGGGUUCGCAUUCGCUAUACGUUCUAUAGGCCACACUCCCUCAGUGUUCCAAGUUAACGUGUUUUGGCGCCAAGUGACACGUCCCCUUGUUCAUCGCUGAAAAUGGACUUAUCUGAUGCCUGCAGUAAAACGCGCGUACCAGCUCUGUUCGAACAAGGCUUAACGAUAGCAUCCAAAAUGGAAGAUUCGGAGACGUCUAGUGAAGAUACCAAAGGCGGCAACGAACUAGUUAAUAGCAACGAUCCAGCUCAACCCGAAGGAACAACACUUAGAGAUAUAGCUGACAAGGACAAAGCAGGAUCUCAAAGCCACGAUAGGAACGAGCAAACGGUAGGGACGUUACUUCUAACAGCUAACCCACACGUGCCUGCGAACUACGUCCACGAUAAACUUGUCAACGACUGUGUCGAUGACAAUGACACGAGCAUUUCGGAGAGUGAAGGCGAGGAGUGCUCUCAAGGGCCACGAUCCGGGGAUCGUAUAUCAUCUAAGGCGAAAUUCGAGAAGAAGAGCAAGGUCGGGCGGAAUCGGCUGAAGCCAUUCAUUAAUCUCGUCAAAACAUCGCCGAUGUUAAAACGGAGGUUUGGCAAGGAGGUAUCGCUGGGAGCGACAUCGUUACCGAAGAGCGACGUCGUUCAUCAGACCCACGUUAGGCAGAAAGCAGCAGCUGCCACGCGCGAGUUCUCCAGCAUGGCUGAGCUUCUGAGCGUCAGCAGCGUCGUCGUCGAAGCGAUCGCGAAGUCGGAUUACAUGCAAUGUGCUGGUAUGUCGCCAAUUUGCUACAGCGAUAAACUGCCUGCUGCGAAGCUCGGGGCGAGAUGCCGCGGGCUGGCCGAGGUCGCAAAGCACAACAGUACGGUGCAGACGGUGUUCGACAAAUUGCGCCUCCAACGGAAAACACAAGACAAAAAAGGUGGCGGAGUAUCGAGCAGGAAGAAACUUCAGAUGAUUUCCGAUAAAGAGCAGAAACGUAAGGCGGAUGUAGAUGUUAGAGAUGAGCUGCUCGAAUGCAUCUCCUCCUUAGAUCCCGGGUGGGAAUCGGUGUCACUCUCAAGCGGUAGUCAGUCGGACAGCUUAGAAAACUGUAAGGAUAUUUCGGCAAGGAAGAAGUCGCCGGUUUAUGAUGACGCAGGAAUAUCAAUGUUUGGAAGCCUAACAUCGAAUGCAGUGUAUGUCAUGUGUGCGAAGGAACAGGACUCAAGCAGGUGUGAAGCCGCACUGUCAUUGAAGACCUACCGGAAACAAGGCAUGGAUGGUCAGCUGUUCUGCGAAGAUCAUGAGCCACCAGCCACAGAAAAUGAAAAGGCAAAGGCUGAAGACCUGUUUGACAUUCUGGAGCGAAUGCAGGGAAAUCGGCUUGAUGAACAGCGAUGCAACCUUCCAGUCUCUUUCCUGCAGAACGAAGGAAAAGCGACCCCCAUGCGCAGGAGGAAGGAGAGUCCGACAGCAGCCGAGGUGCGGGAGAUGCUGCUGCAGUCUGGCCCCUAUCCGAUGAUUGUCCUGCCGCAAGCUGCCAGCAUCUACUGGGCUGACGGUCUGGAUUCAGACUCCACCACUGAGACCACCGAGUCCGUGGCAUCGAGCAACGAGAAGUACAAGUUUGAGUUCAACGAGGUGGCGAAAUGUUACAGGCGGCACUUCUUGGGGAAGGAGCAUUUCAACUUUUUUGCCCAAGAUGAAGUAGUCGGUCCAAUAGUAUUAUCUGUAAAGACCGAGACCAUCUCCUCACAAGAACACACUCGGCUUAUACUGAGGACAAAGAUGAGCACAGUACAUGAGUUGGUACCAGCAACCUGUCUGCAGGACUGCCCAACGCCAGCACGUACUGCUAAGCUUCUCUGUGAGCAGAUAACUACGGACAAGUUUCAUCCUGUCCUCUUCACAAAGGGUUCGGAGAUUAUCUGCGCCUACGAUGAGCAUGUCCUAGUCAACACGUUCAAGUUUGGCAUCUGCUACCAGCGACGUGGCCAGGUGACCGAAGAAGAACUUUUCGGCAACAUCAACCACAGUGCGGCCAUGGAAGAGUUCCUACAGAUGAUUGGACAGCGAGUCACCCUCAAAGACUUCAAAGGAUAUCGAGGAGGACUGGACACGGUGCAUGGCCAGACAGGGCUAGAGUCUAUAUACCAGACAUACAAGGACCGAGAAAUUAUGUUUCACGUCUCGACUUUGCUACCGUAUGGAGAGGGAGACCCUCAACAGCUGCAGCGGAAGCGACACAUCGGGAACGACAUUGUCUCCAUCAUCUUCCAGGAGACAAACACACCGUUUAUUCCUGACAUGAUCGCAUCCAACUUCCUGCACGCGUAUAUCGUUGUUCAGCCGAUUAACCCCAACACAGAAAAUACCAAAUACAGGGUGGCAGUAACAGCAAGAGAAGAUGUGCCAUUCUUUGGCCCUACUCUGCCAUCGCCACCUGUUUUUGAGAAGGGACCAGAAUUUAAGGAUUGGCUUAUAACAAAGUUGAUCAAUGCUGAGAAUGCCUGCUACAAGGCAGAGAGAUUUGCAAAGUUAGAGGAGAGGACGAGGUCUUCAUUGCUAGACUCCCUCUACAAUGAGCUGCAGAGCAAGACAGAGGAGAUCUUUGCCCAGCAGACAAAUGCAAACUCCUUACCGAAGUCGGAGAGCAGCUCCUUCUUUGAUUCACUGAAGAAAGUGUGGGGUACCAGGGCACAGACAAUGCGCAGCCAAUCAGUGGACAUCAAUCUCUCAUCAGGCACGAAUAGGAAGUCUGCAAUUAUUGACACGAAUUCAAACGUGACUUUAUUGGACCAAAGUUCUACAGCAACGACUCUGUUGACCAAAAAGGGGUCAGCGUCUAAGAACCUGAACAGCAGCCUGAAGCGACGAGAGAAGAAUCUGGAAGGCUCAGCUUCAGCUCCAUCAUCCAUAAAGCCAGUGCAGAGGAACUCCACUGAAAGCUGCAGUAGUGGUAUGACGCAGUGUUCAUACAAAACAUGUGGCAUGCCCGAUACUCCAGUCUCCAGUCCCGAGAGUGGCCACAUACUGACUAUCAAAUCAAGAAGUUGCCACAAUCUGAAAGGACUGUCACCAUCUAAUUCCACUAGCAGCAUUAAUUCGGUUGAUGAGUGCAACAGAAACCACUGUAACAAUCACCACAAUGAGGACUCAGACACAGGAAUGGAAAGCAUGUCGUCCGCAGAGACGCCAAACAAGCGCAUGUCAAUGUCUUGCAGCUUUUGCUUAGAAGAGACGGGCUACUCGGUUAACUAUGAUAAUGAUGCCCUGCUUAAGCAGCUGGAGAACAACAAACAGGAGGUAAACAAGCUCAAGUGUGACAAAUUAGACCUCAUACGACAGAACGUUGCAUGCCAGCGAGAUAUCAAGAAGCUAAAGGAACGGGAGGGCAAACUGACGUCUGAUAUUUCAGCACUAAACAAAGAAAUAUCACGGUUACGAAUAGUUCUACAGCAACGGGACCCACAGGUUAUUGCCAUAGUGUGACAGCAGAGCUAUCACUCUGUCACCUGAGUAACACCGCCGUUGCUCACUGUUCCAUAUGAUUGUUGCUACUUAUCAUGCUUAUAUCACAGCGCAUAAAAUUCUCCUUUAUAUUCCGCAUAUAAAGACACACAUUUGUACGUUCUUCAUCAGUAUUAGCAGAUGACAGUAAGCAACUAGCAGGAGGCAACAUUUCUCCUGAACAAGUGACGCUGCUUUCACCUAACGCAGUCUAAUGAAGACUGCUGUUGUGCUCCUCCAAGAGUGCAAUUUCCUCACAUUCAUAGAGCCCACACUGUACGGCCCCCCCCCCCGUAUCAAUAGCCCGACAAUAAAUGAGCUCCUAAUUCUGCAACAUGCUUGAUGAGGUGUUGUGAGAAAAUGUCCGCUCACCUGCUAAAUGUCGCAGGCGAUGUUGCACGUCUACACCAUGCAGCCUUUAAGUUUAAUGCCAGUUGUCGCUCAACUAGUGUUGAUCGUUUAAAAGCAGGCCGCAAUACGUAUGUGUGCAUGUAAAUUUUUGUCUUCCUGGUGGAAAGGGCAAACGAGCCCAGACUGAUGGUCAUAAUCCCGAGUAUUUCUUAGGUGUAAUAGAGGAAACUCGUAUAUAUUUUGCUAAACUUGUAAACUAUUAGCAUUAUUACUUGUGCGCUUUGUAAAUUAUGUUGACAAUCACAGUAACUAUAAGCUGCUGUAAGCGUCUUGCCAUUACUAGGGUCAUCUUCUCUGAUGCUUGAGACCUUGGAUAUGUAGUUGCCAUAUAGCCGGUACGAUUUGAUGUAUGUGUGUAUAUAUAUAUAUAUAUGUGUGUGUGUGUGUGUGUGUGUGUGUGUGUGUGUGUGUGUGUGUGUGUGUGUGUGUGUGUGUGUGUGUGUGUGUGUGUGUGUGUGUGUGUGUGUGUGUAUAUCUCUGUUUUCCGUGAAAAUGGGAAAAGUAAUAUUUAAAUUUUAACCAGAAAUUGUAUUUAUUGUGUGAAUAAUAAUAAUAAUAAUUUGGCACUGAGAUCGUUGAUUAUCAUAUAUCACAGUUUUUGGCUUUUAUAUCAACAAGUCAAUAAUUGUUCAUCCUAGUUGUAUGUAUCGUGUAUGCAUCCAGGACAAGAUUACAUUUCCGUGUGAGCCGCUGCGAUGUAGGUUAGAUUGCACGUUAUGCUAUGUAUGAUAAAUGUGUACGUUAUGGCAGCUUUAUAAUUAGCAUUUUGACAAUUAUACAGCUGAUUGUCAGCCAGCAAUUGGAAUGGGUGUGGAGUACCGGGUUUUUUAGAGAAGCGUAAUUGUUCUAUUGGAUAUGGAUUACCGAAUGCGCAAGCCUGAAAUUAUAUGUAUUAGUAAUAUAUAUAUUAUCAGGAGUCUAUCAAUAGUUGUCACUAUUUAUAGUUGUCACUAUUUAGCCAAGUACUGUCGUGGCCAUUGACUAGUCUUGGCUUAAUUGACCGAAAUCUGCUUAAACCGGCUUCAGUGGUACGUCCUCUAUCAACCGCACUUCACCUUUUCAUGACUUUGCUCAGUCAGUCUUGAAGUAAAUUUCCAUAAGGCAGAUGUUCUGUUUAAAAGGUGUUUCCUAGUUCUUGUAAUUGUGGGUUCUGUUCAUGGCGGUCUCGUUACUUAUGCCGUGUAAGUUUGCCAUGCUCUUUCUGUAUGCAACUGCUUUGUGCAACCAGUUUCAUUUUACAUCAUUCCAAAUUAUGGUAAUGGGAAGUCAUAACCAAGGUUGUAUAACAGGGAAACUGUUUUUCCAGACACCAUAAUUCUAUCACCAGUAUCACAAUAAUAGAAUAGAUAGCGAGUGCUGCAAAAAGAUGUUAUGUGUACAAAGAUGUUAUUUAAGGUUGGUACCAAAAUAAAUAAGCGAUGUUCUUUUAAGCUAUUA
This is a messenger RNA of Priapulus caudatus, 6286 nucleotides long. RefSeq names its product rap1 GTPase-activating protein 1-like. Gene Ontology annotation, biological process: activation of GTPase activity; regulation of small GTPase mediated signal transduction. The coding region runs from base 1058 to 4420 and encodes 1120 amino acids. NCBI's taxonomy places the organism in Eukaryota, Metazoa, Priapulida, Priapulimorpha, Priapulimorphida, Priapulidae. Gene Ontology annotation, molecular function: GTPase activator activity. The record is from RefSeq and is a predicted model, not a curated record. The transcript has 18 exons. Gene Ontology annotation, cellular component: cytoplasm.